Messenger RNA from Erythranthe guttata (spotted monkey flower), 1432 nucleotides. RefSeq names its product senescence-specific cysteine protease SAG39. Gene Ontology annotation, biological process: proteolysis. Lineage: Eukaryota; Viridiplantae; Streptophyta; Magnoliopsida; Lamiales; Phrymaceae. The record is from RefSeq and is a predicted model, not a curated record. Gene Ontology annotation, molecular function: cysteine-type peptidase activity.
UCAAAUCUAUUAUAUUAGCCAUUGUUGCUUUCAGAGAUGGCGACAGAGCGUUCGGGGCAAUUUUUAUUUAUUUAAUUUUUUGUAUUUUGUUAAUAUUUUUUUUUAAAUUAUUAGGACAAGAAAACAUGAUAAAAAAAAUUAAAAUUGGAUAAUCAGCGUACACGAAACUUGUGAAUUUCACUCUCAUCUUUAACUUGCCGGAUUUUCCAGGCACACUUUCUCCAUCAAAUUGUAACUGGUAACUGAUGUAUAUAUAUACCUCAUGUUUAAGCUAAUAUUUCACAUCAACAAAUAUUCAUUACAUUUACCACAUUAUUAUACAUACUGUAAUAACUCACACUUAAAUCUAAGCAAGAAUGGCUUUGAUGACAUCAUCCUCGAAGUUAAUCAUGUCAGCAAUAUUUAUAGUGCUGGCAAUGUGGGCUUGUGAUCGAGCAACAGCUCGUACAACGCCCGAUGCAUCGAUGGUCAAGAUGCAUGAGAAAUGGAUGGUGCAAAAUGGACGUGUCUACAAAAACGAUGCAGAAAAGGCCUUUCGAUAUAAAAUAUUCAAGGCAAAUGUCGAGUAUAUUCAGUCGUCUAACAAUGCAGAAACUCGGCCCUACAAACUUGCCGUGAACAAAUUUGCUGAUUUGACAAACGAAGAAUUUCAAGCGUCUCGAAAUGGAUAUAAAAUGGGGUCUCGAUCGAAGUCGCCAUCAUCAAAAGUUUCGUCGUUUAGGUAUGGAAAUGUUACAGUUCCAACUAGCAUUGACUGGACUAAGAAGGGAGCCGUUACUCCCGUUAAGGAUCAGGGUCAAUGUGGAUGUUGCUGGGCAUUUUCGGCAGUAGCAGCCACGGAAGGAAUCAAUCAACUUACAACGGGGAAUCUAAUCUCGUUAUCCGAACAAGAACUAGUGGAUUGUGACACGAGCGAAGAUCAGGGGUGUAACGGUGGUCUAAUGGACAAUGCAUUCGAGUUCAUUAUCAGUAACAAUGGACUCACUACCGAGUCCAACUACCCGUACGAAGGAGUAGACGGCACAUGCAACUCCAAGAAGGAAUCUUCACACGUGGCGAAGAUUACCGGGUACGAGGAUGUUCCGGCCAAUAGCGAGUCGGCAUUGCUCAAAGCUGUGGCUAAGCAACCUAUAUCCGUAGCAAUCGACGCUAGUGGGUCCGAUUUUCAGUUCUACUCGGGUGGAGUUUUUACGGGACAGUGUGGAACUGAACUUGACCAUGGUGUAACCGCGGUUGGGUAUGGAGUAACUAGUGACGGAACAAAGUACUGGUUGGUUAAGAACUCGUGGGGAAGUAGUUGGGGUGAAAACGGAUAUAUUCGAAUGCAACGGGAUAUCGACGCUGAAGAAGGUCUAUGUGGCAUUGCCAUGCAGGCUUCUUAUCCAACUGCUUAAAAUUAUCCGAAACUUAAGACGAACGUACCAUGUGUAUA